AUGAUGAGCCACCGGAAAUCACGUAUUGCGUGGUGGAGCAAACGGGUACACUCACGCUUCAAGCGAUGACCCCGACGCUGCCGAUGCCUGCCGAGGAAGAGCUCAAUAAGAUGUUCCUGGAGCUCGUUGACGAGCUCGACCUAACACAGACUAACCGCCAGGCCGUCCUUGCUCUGCCUGCCAAUAAAAAGUGGCAGAUCUAUUGUUCACGCAAGGGCAACGGAACCCUUGAGAAUGGAGGUCUUAGGACGACUGAUCUUAGCGGCGAUCCCGAGGAUUACAUAAACCGCGUUAAGUCCAUAACCAGCGAUCCAAAUACCGAUGAAGCUGAAGAAGUUGCUAAUCAAAUGCGUCACGUUGAAGCUUUGAAAACUGCUCUGCGAACGCAACCACACAGUUUUGUCACAAGGUUUAUCGAAUUAGAUGGCUUAAAUUCACUUCUUCGAGUGUUGGAAACCAUGGAUGUCGAGACAGCAAAUAGUAAUCUUCACACAAGCCUUAUUGGCUGUUUAAAGGCACUAAUGAACAAUUCUAAUGGCAGAGCUCAUGUCCUGGCCCAUCCUACAGCUAUCAAUACGAUAUCUCAGUCGCUAGCAACUGAAAAUAUCAAGACAAAGAUCGCUGUACUGGAAAUUCUCGGCGCCGUGUGCCUUGUCCCUGGUGGGCAUCGUAAGGUCCUCGAAGCAAUGCUCUACUUCCAGCAAUACUAUUCGGAGCGAACGCGCUUUCAAUCAAUUAUCAAUGAUUUGGAUAAAAAUUUCGGCAUCUAUAAGGACAAUCUGUCCCUCAAAACUGCAAUCAUGUCUUUUAUUAACGCGGUAUUAAAUUAUGGCCCUGGUCAGGUGACGCUAGAGUUUAGGCUGCACCUAAGGUACGAGUUAUUGAUGCUGGGAAUUCAGCCAAUUAUCGAAAAAUUGAGAAAGUACGAGAACGAAACAUUGGAUCGACAUCUGGAUUUUUUCGAUAUGGUGAGAAACGAGGACGAGAAGGAGCUUGCGAGAAAAUUUGAAAAGGAACAUGUAGACACGAAAAGUGCAACAGCCAUGUUUGAUCUAUUAAGGCGAAAGCUCAGCCAUACCGCAGCAUAUCCACACCUAUUAAGUUUGCUUGAGCACUGCAUGUUAUUACCAUGUAAGUAUGCUCUUAUUUUACACAGUGUACGUUAAGUGUAUUAAUUACA
Molecule: messenger RNA, 1180 nt
Organism: Ceratosolen solmsi marchali
Lineage: Eukaryota; Metazoa; Arthropoda; Insecta; Hymenoptera; Agaonidae
Product: disheveled-associated activator of morphogenesis 1-like
Exons: 3
Coding region: 66-1166 (366 amino acids)
Biological process (GO): actin cytoskeleton organization; positive regulation of actin filament polymerization
Molecular function (GO): actin binding; small GTPase binding
Source: RefSeq, a predicted model, not a curated record